Molecule: messenger RNA, 841 nt
Organism: Anopheles bellator
Lineage: Eukaryota; Metazoa; Arthropoda; Insecta; Diptera; Culicidae
Product: immunoglobulin domain-containing protein oig-4-like
Exons: 4
Coding region: 208-723 (171 amino acids)
Source: RefSeq, a predicted model, not a curated record
ACAACCGUCGGCCACGAUCGGUAUCUCCAUCUUUAUCCGGCCUGGCUUGAUAACUAAAACUUGUGUGUGCGUAUACCAGUUUGGUUGAAUUUAAAUUCUCAAAACCGUUCGUCCUUGUGUCUAGCUGAAUCAAAGCGGACAUCCGUUAGAAACGUCCUUGGCUUUACACACCUUGGUCGCUCUGUGCCGGUUUGGACUCAUAAAACCAUGCAUCGCAAACGAAUUGCGCCAUCAACGGUGCCGCUCUAUGUUUGCACUCUGAUCCUGAUCAUACUAUUCUCGAGCGCGAUCGACGAUGUAGCAGCCAGACGUGGACGCGCCAGAGGUCGCACGAAAUCGAGGAUGCAAAUCGGUCUGCCAAUUACCGGUAAAUAUCGCGACCCAGAGUCGGAUCAGUACUACAAUAAUAACAACGGUGCAAAGAUAACGUUGGCAUCACACUUUGACUAUGAAUACGUUCUGGGACACAAGAUUGCAUUUCUGUGUGUAGCCCGUGGAUCACCGCGACCAACCAUUACUUGGUUCAAGGAUGGCGUUGAGAUCUUCAGCCACCUUUAUCUUCACGUUCACGAAUGGAACAUUGGGAAGGAUAAGGUAAAGUCGAAGAUAGAGAUCGAUCCGGCGACCCAAAUGGAUGCCGGAGUUUACGAGUGUACGGCAGAUAAUAUGUAUUCAAUCGAUCGACGAAGUUUUAAGACCGAUUUUUCGAUUGCGUUCGAUUAGUGAAGAACGAGCUGAAGGUACUAUGGCAGAGAGCCAACCGAAGGUAUCACGGCUGUCCUUCAGCCGUGUGUGAGCACAAACGUAAAAGUUCCUGAGUGUAGAGUAGCAAAUAAACAUA